CGGAAGUGGCCUUCGCGCGUGAGUCCUUGGCGGAAGAGCGGUGCGGCCACGUGGGGAGGAAGAGCGAAGCGUGCUGCGCUUAGAAGGGAGUCAUGUCGUAUCGAGGAAGAGGCGGUGGUGGAAGCUUCAAUCGUGGUGGUGGGAGCUUCAAUAGAGGUGGUGGCGGCGGCGGCGGCUUCAGUCGAGGUGGUGGUGGCUUCAAUAGAGGUGGACGGGGUGGAGGAAGAGGUGGAUUUGGCCGUGGAGGUGGUGGACGAGGAGGCUUCAACAGAUCAUAUGACCAAGGACCUCCAGAAAGUGUAGUCAUCCUGGGAGAGUUUAUGCACCCCUGUGAAGAUGACAUUGUUUGCAAAUGUGUGACUCAGGAGAGCAAAGUACCUUAUUUCAAUGCACCCGUCUAUUUAGAAAAUAAGGAACAGAUUGGGAAAGUGGAUGAAAUCUUUGGGCAGCUCAGAGACUUUUAUUUUUCAGUCAAAUUGUCGGAAAACAUGAAAGCUGCUUCCUUCAAAAAGUUGCAAAAGUUUUAUAUCGAUCCAGCAAAAUUGCUCCCUCUGCAGAGAUUUUUGCCAAGGCCUCCAGGUGAAAAAGGACCUCCGAGAGGUGGAAGAGGAGGCCGUGGUGGAAGAGGAGGUGGCAGAGGUGGAGGUGGCAGAGGGGGAGGUGGUUUCAGGGGUGGCAGAGGUGGUGGAGGGUUCAGAGGAGGACGAGGUGGUGGAGGAGGUGGCCGAGGAUUUAGAGGCAGAGGACGUUAACUGAAGUUCUGGGAAAUUACUAUGUUUCAUCUUCAGAAUAUAAUGAGAGAUCUUUUUUAUGAACUUGAAUGCCAUAAAGUGGACUUUUAAUACGUUAUUGUCUAAAGGAGCGAAGUACUCACACACGUGUUCCUGGAUUUCUACUGAGAUGAACCGAUUUCAGAUCUGCAGACACUUCUCUUGAAAUCCCCUUGGACCUCUUGUGCUCUUGACAUUAAACAGAAUGUUGUUUUUAUACACUUUUUAUGGGCUAUAUUUUUUUAGUCAAAACUCAUCUUGAAGUUGGAAAACCAGUGACUUCCUAAACAAUAACUUAGAAGAUGGUCUGCUCAAUAUAUUUUUUAUUAUCCGUC
Messenger RNA from Zootoca vivipara (common lizard), 1105 nucleotides. RefSeq names its product GAR1 ribonucleoprotein (gene GAR1). Gene Ontology annotation, molecular function: box H/ACA snoRNA binding. Gene Ontology annotation, biological process: snoRNA guided rRNA pseudouridine synthesis; ribosome biogenesis. The record is from RefSeq and is a predicted model, not a curated record. NCBI's taxonomy places the organism in Eukaryota, Metazoa, Chordata, Lepidosauria, Squamata, Lacertidae. Gene Ontology annotation, cellular component: box H/ACA snoRNP complex.